This is a messenger RNA of Anolis carolinensis (green anole), 7302 nucleotides long. It is a transcript of the gene zc3h7b, whose product is annotated as zinc finger CCCH-type containing 7B. The transcript has 23 exons. The record is from RefSeq and is a predicted model, not a curated record. Gene Ontology annotation, biological process: miRNA processing. Gene Ontology annotation, molecular function: miRNA binding; metal ion binding; protein binding. The coding region runs from base 240 to 3275 and encodes 1011 amino acids. NCBI's taxonomy places the organism in Eukaryota, Metazoa, Chordata, Lepidosauria, Squamata, Anolidae.
UUCCGCCUGGCAGGCGAGGCUGAGCCUGGGAAGACCUGGAAAUGAAAGUAAGAAAGAGCCCGAGGCACAUGGAGCAGGAUGCAGCCCUGUGUGAUCAAGUAGCGGCCGCUCGUUAUCCUUGCUAACCGUAAUAAUGCUCUAAUCAUCUCCCUCAGUCCUAAGACCAUAUCAUUAUUUAUCAAGGCCGGGGGCCCCAGUGGAAGGGAAGUCCCAGCAGAGGAGGAAGAGGAGCGGCUGUAAUGGAGAGACAAAAGAGAAAGGAGGAGAUAGAGAAAGGACUUCAGUUUAUUCAGUCUACAUUACCCCUAAUCCAAGAAGAUUAUGAGGCUUUUUUGCUGAAGCUGGUGCGAAACUUACUUGCAGAGGGCAAUGACUUGUUCAGAGAGAAAGAUUUUAAGCUAGCAUUGGUCCAGUAUGUAGAAGGGCUGAAUGUGGCUGAAUAUGCUGCCUCAGAUGAAGUGACUAUUCCAGUAGAUCUCCUAUGCAACCUGUACGUCAACCGCGCUGCCUGCUACUUUGCCAUGGGUCUAUAUGAGAAGGCUUUGGAAGACAGUGAGAAGGCUCUGGGAUUUGAUGCAGAGAACAUCCGAGCGCUUUUCCGGAAGGCUCGCUGCUUGAAUGAGCUCGGGAGGCACAAAGAAGCCUAUGAAUGUAACAGCCGCUGUCUCCUGUCCCUUCCACAUGAUGAAAGUGUGGCACAACUUGGUCAAGAUCUUGCUCAGACACUGGGAUUAAAGGUCCGGAAGGCAUAUAAAAGACCUCAGCAGGAACUGGAAACGUUUUCUCUACUCAGUAAUGGCUUAUCAUCCAAUUUACCAAAUCAGUCUGUUUCCAAUGGAUUGAGCUCUGUAGAUGACAUUGAAACAGAUAUUUCUGGUCAACUUCAAGGCCUGGCUGUCCCCUGUGCCACUUCCAUCACUGUGAGUGAGGGCCCUGCCUUUCCAUCAUCGGACUUGGAGGCAAAGAGCACGCCAGCUUCGAUCCCUGCCAGCACUCUCAUCCCUUCUUCAGAGGCGGCACCUGUGCCAGCAUCUGAGAGCGUGGAUGAUUUCGCUGAAGGAGGAGUUCUUGGGGAUGAAUUGGAUUCAAUCCUGGAUUCUCUUGCAGAUGGAUCUCAACAAUACCCUCUAUCUCUAGUACAAGGUGCUCUCCCUGCCAGUAUGCCUAGCGAAAUGCCCCGGCUGAUCCCAGUGUUUCCUGGAGGAACUCCGCUGCUCCCUCCAGUGGUGGCAGCCAACAUUCCAGUUUCCACACCACUCCCUCCUGCCUCCUUUGGCCUUAUGAUGGAAGCCACAAAACAGCUGUCUUCCUCCUCCGUCUUGGAUGCCUUCGAACCACCAGUGGGUGGCAGUGGCAGUUCUCCUUUGGAUUCAUUAGAUUCACUAGACCUGCUUCCAUAUGCAGAGUCCCGGUUGGAUGUGCUGGAUGCCUUCGGAACUAGUCGAGGGUCACUGGAUGCACUGGAUACUUUUACUGUUGAGGAAACCAGCACCCAAGAAACACGGCAGCCUACUAAUGUUCAGAAAGCACCACCAAUGAUAAACCAUAGUGGGCCAGGUCACACAACGGUACCCAAAGUGGUAGAGUUGCUGAUGUCUCAGCCAGAGUCAAUGAUGCCCAACACAGCCCUACUUGUGAAGAAUCCACUGGCAUCCACUCAUGUCUUCAGACAAGCCUGUCAUCUCUGCUAUCCCAAAACAGGACCCAAGGCUGGUGAUUAUACCUAUCGAGAAGGCCUGGACCAUAAGUGCAAAAAAGAUAUCCUUCUGGGCAGACGCCGUAACAUAGAGGAUAAAACUUGGAAGAGAAUCCGACCACGGCCAACCAAGACCAAUUUUGUUGGAUCUUAUUAUCUGUGCAAAGAUAUGCUUAACAAGCAGGACUGUAAGUACGGGGAUAACUGCACCUUCGCGUACCACCAGGAGGAGAUCGACGUGUGGACAGAGGAGCGGAAGGGAACUCUUAAUCGUGACCUACUGUUUGACCCACUGGGUGGAGUCAAGCGGGGCAGCCUGACCAUUGCCAAGAUUUUGAAGGAACACCAGGGCAUAUUCACUUUCCUCUGUGAGAUUUGCUUUGACAGCAAACCCCGGAUAAUCAGCAAAGGGACCAAGGACUCUCCAGCAGUAUGCUCCAAUUUAGCUGCACAACAUAGCUUUUAUAAUAAUAAGUGUCUGGUUCACAUUGUUCGUUCCACCUCUCUAAAAUAUUCCAAGAUUCGUCAGUUCCAGGAGCAUUUUCAGUUUGAUGUGUGCCGACAUGAAGUACGUUAUGGCUGUUUACGUGAAGAUAGCUGCCACUUUGCUCACAGUUUCAUUGAGCUUAAAAUUUGGUUGCUACAACAAUAUUCAGGAAUGACCCAUGAAGAUAUUGUACAAGAAUCUAAGAAGUAUUGGCAGCAAAUGGAGGCACACACCAACAAGGCUAGUAGCAAUAUGGCUUCUGCUAGAGGUUCCACCUCAAACACUUUUGACCUCCAAAUGAAGUUUGUUUGUGGCCAGUGUUGGAGAAAUGGGCAGGUAGUAGAACCAGAUAAAGACCUCAAAUACUGUAGUGCCAAAGCACGUCACUGUUGGACCAAGGAACGUCGUGUCUUGCUAGUAAUGUCCAAGGCAAAGAGAAAGUGGGUGUCUGUCCGGCCACUGCCUUCCAUUCGCAAUUUCCCUCAGCAAUACGAUCUAUGUAUUCAUGCCCAAAAUGGAAGAAAGUGUCAAUAUGUUGGAAACUGUUCCUUUGCCCAUAGUCCUGAAGAGAGAGAGAUGUGGACUUUCAUGAAAGAAAAUAAGAUUUUGGACAUGCAGCAGACAUAUGACAUGUGGCUGAAAAAGCACAACCCUGGAAAACCUGGUGAGGGGACAACUCUAACGUCACGGGAGGCAGAGAAGCAAAUCCAGAUGCCUACCGAUUACGCUGAUAUGAUGGGUUAUCACUGUUGGCUUUGUGGAAAGAACAGCAACAGCAAGAAGCAAUGGCAGCAGCACAUCCAGUCAGAGAAGCAUAAAGAAAAAGUCUUCACAUCUGACAAUGAUUCCAGUUGCUGGAACUACCGUUUCCCAAUGGGGGAAUUUCGGCUAUGUGACAGAUUCCAGAAGACAAAAUCCUGCCCCGAAGGGGAGAAAUGUUGUUUUGCUCAUGGCCAGGAUGAAUUGACGGAGUGGUUGGAUCGGAGGGAAGUCAUGAAGCACAAACUGGCCAAGGCCCGCAAGGAUAUGCUGCUGUGCCCCAGAGAUGAUGACUUUGGCAAAUACAACUUCCUAUUACGAGAAAACAUUUAGUAUCAAAGGGAGUUUGGGCUGGAAACUAGCAAAUUUUCAGAACUGGAAAUGGAAUGGGAAGAAUCUGGGCAGUGGCAAAGAGACCAGUAUUUGUUCCAUGAAGCUGUCAUUGAGUGUUAGAUAAUCAAGAUGAUUUACUGAUGCUGGAUGCAAUUAUGAAUUGAAUCAUCAUAGCCAAUGAAAAUAAUGUUACUAGAAUUCUGUUUUCUAACUCUUUUCUCUUUCUAAAACCAUUGUUUUUCAUUUUACCACCAACCUUUUUUCUUUGAAAAAAGGUAGAGUUUUCAGUUGAUACAUAAGAAAGAGCCUUGCAUUUUUAUUCCCUACAAUUUUAUUUUAUUUUUACUUUGAGCUGCCUUGUUUUGUUGGGAUAUUACUGGGUCAUGGGAAGCAAAUAUAGAAGAAGAGUGGAGAAGAAAGAAGUUAUGAGGCUUUGCUUAGUAUUGGUGUCAUACAGAAAUCCCUACCAGUGUCUCUAGGUAAUCUCUACAAAGAAUAACAAAACAGUUAUUUAAAAGAUAAAUGAAAAGAUGUUCCCAGUUCAACCUGUUUUAAAGUACUGAGAUAACUCCAGUUGUUUCUGCUGCUGGAGAUAAAGGAUUUCCUCUUAUUCACAUGAUACUUUAUCUCCUGCUUGGGUCAUCCAAAAAUCCAUAUCUGGUGAGGAGACCAGUGUGAAUUCCUAAUCUGCUUUAUGCUGGAGGAAGUAAUCAGUCUGUUGUUUUGGGGGACAGGAGAUUUUUUUUUUCAUAAAACAGGUUGUCCCAAAACCAAAUUGGUUGCAUACUAUUAAAUUGGACUUUAUACCUACAUGCUAAGCAUAGCUCUGAUAGUUCAGCAGUUGGAUUUUGCUUUUCAAUAGAGACAAUUUGAAACUGAAAAGCUCUUAACAUUAGGUUCUUUGUAACAUCUGGGAUUGGAAUAAAACGUCUAUUCAAUUACAAAAGUUUGUCAAUACCAUCUUUGUUGGUGCCCUUUGUAUUGGAUGCAGAUGUUUACCAGCAAAGGCUAAGAACCAAAAAUGAGUGUGAAAACGGGCAGAAAUCAUUUAAAUAAAUUAAUCUCAAUUUGGGUUUGAAAGUGUCCUUUUAGAAAAUAGUAUAUUAUAAGUCUGACUAGAUCAGUUACUAAGGUUUAGGACCUUCUUUUGCCAUGUAGUGAUUUGGCACCAAUCGAGCAGGGAAAAACAUUAAAUCUAUCCAGGAAAAAACAUGUUUUAAAAACCUGUCUCUCUAAACUAAGGUUGCAAAGAAGGUGGCAAGGAGCCUUCCUUACGGCUAAAUGCUUGUUUUCCAAUUUUUUUUUUAAAAAAAUUAUUGUCCAAGAAUAGUCUUCAGCAGAACAUCUGUUUUUCUGUUCACUGUCUUAACAGAGGAAGAAGAUAUUUUAUAUAUCAGUAAUAUUUAAUAUAUCUCUAAAAUGAACUUUCAGAGGCUAUAAUCCAGAGCAUAUUUUCUGGGAGUUAAAUUCUGUUGGACUGACUUCUGUGUAAGCAUGUUCAGGAUCAAGCUGUAAAGUAUACAAAAAAACCCUUAAAACUUAACAAAAAAUGGGAAUAUCCACCCAUUAAAUGAUUCUAAGAAGAAGAAGAAAGUACUGUCAUGCUGUGACACUUGAGAAGAUAUGAUUAAUGGCUACAUCUUAAGCUUUAAUAUGGGAGAAGGUUAUCCAUAUUGUGCAGGACUUAUUUUUUUAUAUACUAAAAUGUACAUCAUUCAUAGUUGACUAAAUGGGUGUUUGCCUUGAGGUCUCAGACUAUAUAGAUGCACAGAUAAAUAUGUAGUAUUGCAAUAGUUCUGUGUUUCCCAAGGCAGAGUGUGGCAAUAUGUGAUCUGAAUGCAAAGGUUUAAUAGGAAGGUGAGAUCUAUCUCUGCAGAAUCAGCACUCUCCAUUAUACCCUCCACUUUCCUAUCUUUUCCAGCCAAGUGUUGCUUUGAAUUUUAUACUGAAAUAAUUUUGAAUCAAGAUGAAACUCCAUAUAUUAAAAAAACAUAAGUAAUGAUAAUAAAGGAAUAUGUUAUUAUAUAGAAGCAUAUCAGUAGGUUAAAGAUCUCUGAAGUUCCUUUUUCUGUCCUUGCUUCCUGAUGAUCAGAUAUUCUUUCACUGUCUGACAGCCGUACCUAUUAAUGCAUUGUUAUCUAUUAUGUAAGGAGAAACUACUUUAGAUUUAUUUUUAUGAUUUAAAAAAAGCCCUAAUUUUUUUCUCUGUAGAGCAGAUGCUUUUUGCCAUCUUUGGAGGGAAGGGCAUAAUAAGAUAUGUACGGGGUGCCUGUGAACAGUGGUCAUAUAUGUAUCUUGCUCAUCAAUGGAAUACACCCAUUUUGGUGCAAGAUAUUAUUAUAUAUUCCUCCAAUUGUUUUAUUGUUAAGGAAUUUUAAAUGAAACCUUUCCAAUGUUAUAUCCUUUCCAUUGACCUAGAUUAUUUUUUUUUAAGGGAGUAGAUAUAUUGUCUCCUGUCUUGGCAGUUAAAUAGUCUUAAUUUGUGUGGGACUGGAUUAAGCGAAGCAAUUUAAUAAGCUGAAUGACCCCUUCUUCCCCAUGCACAGACCCUUUUGAGUUGUAGCUUUUGCCUGCUUGACUGUUAUGAUCAAUAAUGUUCUCAACCUGCUGGUGCUAUUUCUCUAAAUAUUUGUCAGAGUAGAUUGACCAGCUUUCCGUGGUUGAAGUGAUGGCAGAUUGUAGCAGGUAGAAGAUGAAAAACAAAGAAAUUGACACUUAAAUCUGUUACAGUACCUGCUGAAUCUAGAAAUAUAACUACAAGUGCUUGCUCUGCCAUAAUUAUGAGAUAUGAUUUAGAUUUAUUUAGAUUAUUGGGUGGGGCAAAUUUUCCUUACCUCUUUAAUUCAGUAAUAAACAAAUUGCUUUGCAGCCUCUUUUGAACCAGUCAGUACUAGUUUAGUUAAGAGAGAAAAGAGGAUGUGACUUAAAGAGGCAGAGCAGGGGGUUGUGGGUCACUUAUUCCUGGAUAUUGCAGUGAAAAUCAAUUUUUUUGUUUCUUCCUUGAUAUGAUAACCUGAUACGUGGUGUUGCAGUAUUUUGUCACCAGAUUUGUUCUAGUGUGUAUAUAUGUAACCCCCUCAUAAAACAUAUAUACACAGGUAUUAAAUAUAUCGCUCUAUAUAAUAUUAUAUAUAUGUAUGUGGUAUUGAAGGCAUCUUUUUAUUGAGGGUUAAGGAAAAGGACACUUGCUUUGAAAUGAAGCAUCUCUUGUUUGAAUAAAGCCGAUGUUAGGAGAGAGCUAUUUCUUUUGGAUUUAAAAAAUGUUUUAUUGGGGAAUAUAUAAAUUUGAGUGCUGAAGUCACCCUUUUGUGAAGACUUUAAGGUACAAUCCAUGGAAGUGGAUGUGCUAAAGAAAAUCUUCUGUUUAAGAAAAGAGGCCUUGCCAAGAAGCGAAGAAUGCCUGGAAUUUAAUGUUCUGCCGUAUCCAUAGCACCCACAGUUUUGCAGUAAUAAAGGAGGAAGCCCAAUGCUCUAGAAACAGCAUGUGGUUGGCUACAAUAACCCAUUUUGCAAAAAGAAGAGUUUUAAAAAGCAGGCACAUCUGAAAAUGAUAUGUAAAAUUAGGUCACUGGUUGCAUUUGUUAAUAAAUACAAACUGUGCUUCAAAAAUAUUAGCAGUGUCUUUAUCUUCUUUACUGAAGAUAUUUGGAAAACAAAGGAAAAGGGACUUCACAAAUAGCCAUAAAGUCAUGGGAAGAAUAUGACUGAAUAGAAUGCUACAUUAACUAAGUUCCUUCAACCAUGGUAUCUUAGGAAAUACAGUAAUGAAGUAUAGGCAGUGAAGGGAGAUGCUCCAUUUCAAGCUAGACUUGUAAUAAGUCGAAGAGUCCUUCAAAAUGUCUUUGUAUUAAUAUAUUUUAAGAAUACCACGCUUUACUAUUACAAAGAAAUUCAUAAUGCCUUUCACAAGGUCUAGUAACCAAGAUAAUAACAUAGAUGUUCUAACAACUUUGCUGUUCUUAACAAGACAGAUUUGCUUCUUUUAGCCUUUGUAAUAGAAAAUAAAAGUGUGCACUUUAAACCCUCA